GCUCGCCUGCCUUUGUCCUGCAGAGCCCGGUUCUUGCUCCAACAGUGUUUGGACGGAGCCUGCUUCCACCGCCUUUCCGCUCCCUUCUCUGCACGGAGGAUCUGUUGCUUGGAUCCAGAGGAGACGCCGACCGGUCGCCAGCCAACAGAUCCCCCCGCAAUUUUUAGUUCCACCAGCCGGACCAGACGCCUUUUGACCCGACCCUCCCAGCUCGCCGGAGCCAGCCAUGGAUUCCCAGAUCCGCCAGAACUACCACCGGGACUGCGAAGCUGCGAUCAACCGCAUGGUCAACAUGGAGCUGUAUGCUAGCUACGUCUAUCUCUCCAUGUCUUCCUACUUCGACCGAGAUGACGUUGCCCUGCAACACGUCGCCGAGUUCUUCCGGUCGCAGUCACACGAAGAGCGGGAACACGCGGACAAGCUGCUUCAGUUCCAGAGUCAGCGUGGUGGCCGUGUCCUCCUACAAGAUAUCAAAAAACCAGAACGGGAUGCCUGGGGCACAACUCUUGAGGCAAUGGAUGCUGCCCUUCAACUGGAAAAAAGCGUGAAUCAGGCCCUUUUGGAAUUGCACCGCCUGGCAAGCGACAAGGGAGACCCCCAUCUCUGUGACUUCCUGGAGACUCACUACCUGGACGAACAAGUCAAAGCUAUCAAGGUCCUGGGUGACUACAUCACCAACCUCCGGCGGCUGGGUGCAUCCCAGGGGGGGCUUGGAGAGUAUCUCUUUGACAAGCACAGCCUGGGAAAGAGCAGCAGCUGAGUGUGGUGGGGCCCCCCCUCCGUAUUCCUGGGAGCACCACCUCCGUGAACCCACAACAUACCCACCACCGUCACAAUCGCCGUGCCCCAGUCAAGGGGGUUGCACCUGCCAACUCUCGAUUGGCAUGCUUCCAAUAAACAAGGGUUCACCAGUUUA
This is a messenger RNA of Sphaerodactylus townsendi, 916 nucleotides long. Its product is annotated as ferritin, higher subunit-like. Lineage: Eukaryota; Metazoa; Chordata; Lepidosauria; Squamata; Sphaerodactylidae. The record is from RefSeq and is a predicted model, not a curated record. The transcript is spliced from 4 exons. Gene Ontology annotation, molecular function: ferric iron binding; ferrous iron binding. Bases 227 to 760 code for a protein of 177 amino acids. Gene Ontology annotation, biological process: iron ion transport; intracellular iron ion homeostasis. Gene Ontology annotation, cellular component: cytoplasm.